CCUUGCUCCUGUCCAUUGUCCUUAUCGAUUACUUCUUCCUUAGCCUUCUAACCAUCAUCCAUACAAUACUACGCUCACAAGCACUACAUCAUUAACGACCAUGACAUCUACUGAGAAAAGAAUUCAAGCAUUUCGUCUUAUCAACUUGAAUGGGUCACCAACGCCAGUAUCAAAUUUACAAUAUAUUGAGGCCCGGCUUGACCGUCAAACCCAACAGUACACCAUCCUCUGGAGUGACAUUGUCUCUGCUUACAAGGAUGCAGUUUAUAUAAAGAAAGGAAAAAUGAUUUUAUCCUUCCUUCUGGACGAUAAUUCUGAAUGUAUAAUACCACUUCGGAUCCGCGCAGAGCCCGAUAUUGCAUUGGACAUAGUCAUUUCUCCUCAGUCAGACAGUUCAAGAGAGGCAUAUCCAGGCUCAACAAUAUCUCAAGGAGGGGAAAUAGAAGGAUUGGUAGCAUCAGAGUCAUAUCAACCGGCUAUCUCUAGUCUUCCCAAAAUAGGGAACACUGGUGACUGUCAAGGCCUCAAGAUAGAUAUGGAGGAUAUUUUCGAGAGAGAUGAUGGCGCAGCUUCUUCAACAGUAAGUGAUUUUCACUCAGAGGACCUUCCAAGUUACGAUUCUGCAAUUUCGAUAGGAUUGGUUGUUGGAGAGAGUGCGGAUUUGAAAGCGAUAUCGCUUGGUGGGGAGACUCUGCCAGACGGUGCUACUGCCCAGGCCCAUCUAGAUCUAGAUUACAUGCCCGAAGGAGAUUCAAAUAAUCAUCUGGAUGCCAUUGACAGGUGUCUUAACAGAAUCCGUCGAGGAAAUGUCAUUGCUCAAAGGAAGCUAGGCCACAUUUACUAUCAUGGAAAAGGAGUCUCACAGGACUAUUCGAAAGCCUUUGGAUGGUAUCUCAAGGCAGCCGAGCAAGGAGAUGGUGAUGCUCAGAGUAGUUUAGGCCACAUGUAUUAUCACGGCAAAGGAGUUUCACAGGACUAUUCGAAAGCCAUGGACUGGUUCCUCAAGGUGGCCAAGCAAGGGGACGCCACCGCUCAGAUCCAUUUAGGCUACAUGUACGAACAUGGUCAAGGAGUUGCACAAAAUUAUUCGAAAGCUAUGGACUGGUUCCUCAAGGCAGCCAACCAAGGAAAUGCCAUCGCCCAGAGUAAUUUAGGCCACAUGCACUCCCAUGGCAAAGGAGCUCCACAAAACUACUCAAUUGCUGUUGACUGGUAUCUCAAAGCAGCCAACCAAGGAAAUGCCAUCGCUCAGAGUAAUUUAGGGCACAUGUACUCCUAUGGCAAAGGGGUUCCACAUGACUAUUCGAACGCUAUGGACUGGUUCCUUAAGGCAGCCAACCAAGGACAUGCUACCGCUCAGAGUAACCUAGGGUUUAUGUACUCUCAUGGCAAAGGAGCUCCACAGGAUUAUUCGAUUGCCGUUGGCUGGUAUUACAAAGCAGCCAAGCUAGGGAAUGCGACCGCUCAAUACAAUUUAGGUCACAUGUAUGAGCAUGGCAAAGGAGUGUCACAGAAUUAUUCGAAGGCUAUCAAGUGGUAUCUCAAGGUAGCCGACCAGGGAUAUGCUGAUGCUCAGCACCUCAUUAAAUCAAUGUCUCAAGGUGGAAAGGGGGCCCCUAAACGCGAUGUUGAAGCAAAGCAAUGGUAUCAAAAAAACUGGAGACCAAGAUAG
This is a messenger RNA of Lobosporangium transversale, 1672 nucleotides long. RefSeq lists its product as hypothetical. NCBI's taxonomy places the organism in Eukaryota, Fungi, Mortierellomycota, Mortierellomycetes, Mortierellales, Mortierellaceae. The transcript has 2 exons. Gene Ontology annotation, molecular function: protein binding. Bases 101 to 1672 code for a protein of 523 amino acids. The record is from RefSeq and is a predicted model, not a curated record.